CCAAGUACCACUGACAACUGCCAACCUUGCUGUUCUAGUCGUUCCUCUGACGAAAAUCGAAAUCAGUAAUUUUAUGUCGUUAAUCAUCGAUCACGUUAACUAGGUAAUAUUUUGAUUUAAAAAUGAGUGCACCAGCACCAGCCUAUAAAACUGGGAUAGUGAAGCAGGUGUUGUCUGGAGACACAGUCGUGAUAAGAAAACAACCACAGGGGGGUCCGCCGCCAGAAAAAGUCAUCGCUUUGUCGGGCAUCACUGCGCCGAAACUAGCGCGGCAAAGGACCGCAAACAAUGACACGGAAACAAAAGAUGAACCAUUUGCUUGGGAAGCCCGUGAGUUCCUCAGGAAGAAGCUUGUAGGCAAGGAAGUGGUCUUCACAGCUGAAAAACCACCUAACUCUGCUACCAGAGAGUAUGGUUCUUUAUGGGCAGGAAAGGAUCCUCUCAAAGAUGAAAACAUGACAGAGGCUCUGUUGGCUGAAGGACUUGUGAAGGUUAGGGAAGGGGGACGAAACAUACCUCAAUUGAAAAGGCUUGUAGAAAUUGAAGAAGUGGCAAAAUCGCAAGGCAAGGGCAUUUGGGGAUCUGACCUUCAGAACCAUGUGCGAGACAUUAAAUGGACUGUUGACAACCCAAAAGCAUUUGUGAACAAAUUCAAUGGACAACCUGUGAAAGCUACUAUUGAGUAUGUCAGAGAUGGAUCCACAGUGAGAAUUUGCUUGUUGAAUGACUUUACACCUAUCACAUUGAUGCUCUCAGGAAUCAGAUGCCCUGCUGUAAAACAAGAUGGUGAAUCAGAGCCCUAUGCGGAAGAGGCACGUUUUUUCCUAGAGUCCAAACUGCUCCAAAAAGAAGUUGAAGUGGUCCUGGAGUCGGUGAACAAUAACAACUUUGUAGGAACCAUUCUUCAUCCACAAGGAAAUAUUGCCGAAGCGUUAGUUAGGCAAGGCUUCGCGCGAUGCGUAGAUUGGUCUCUUGCUGUCAUGAAAUCUGGAGCAUCUGCAUUGAGGGCAGCUGAGCGCACAGCAAAGGAAAGCAAACUCCGAAUCUGGACGAAUUAUGUAAGCAAUGCGCCCGUCAUCGCUGCUAAAGACAAAGAGUUUUCAGCCACUGUGCUCGAGGUUGUCAAUGGUGACGCCCUUGUGGUAAAGAUGCCUAACAAUGUGCAGAAGAAAAUUUUCCUGGCUAGUAUUAGGCCACCACGCGAGAAGAACAGCCCCGAUGAAGAAGGCAAACAGUCCCCCAGGCCAAAAGGAUUCAAACCCCUGUAUGACAUACCCUGGAUGUACGAAGCGAGGGAAUUCAUUCGCAAGAAGGUUAUUGGCAAAAAGAUUUUAGUGAUUGUUGAUUACAUCCAGCCUGCAAAGGACAAUUUCCCAGAAAAGACAUGCUGCACAGUUAUCGCUGGUGGAAUUAACAUUGCUGAAGCUUUAGUAGCCAAAGGCUAUGCAACAGUGGUGAGGUACCGCAACGACAAUGAUCAGAGGAGUGCUCACUAUGACAAGUUGCUCGAAGCUGAACUGAAAGCUCAAAAAGCGUCCAUCGGGGUUCACGCCAAAAAAGACAUACCCACUCAUCGCAUUCAGGACACGAGUGGAGAUUCUGCAAAGGCGAGAAAGUUCUUCCCCUUUUUGAAGCGUGCUCAAAAGACAGAGGCUGUUGUGGAGUUUAUCGCCAGCGGGUCGCGUAUGCGACUGUACAUUCCGAAGGAGUCAGUGCUUGUGACCUUCCUGUUGGCUGGUAUCAACUGCCCGAGGGGAUCUCGUCCUGCGAUAGGCGGCGGCGGCGCCAUGCAACAGGCUGAACCUUUCGGUGAGGAAGCUCUGCAAUUCACAAAGGAAAAGUGUCUCCAACGCGACGUUAUUGUAUCGAUCGAAGAAAUGGACAAGGCUGGCAAUUUCAUCGGCUGGCUUUGGAUUGAAAAUGAGAAUCUAUCUAUUUCACUCAUUGACCUUGGGCUGGCUUCGAUGCAUCACACAGCUGAAACAUCUGAAUUUGCACGCGCGAUUAAGAACGCAGAAGAAAAUGCCAUUAAAAAACGCAUUGGCAUAUGGAAAGAUUAUGUAGAAGUGGAUAAAGAGAUAGAAAAGGAACGCAAUGCCUCGGUUCAAGAUCGCAUUGUGAAGUACGCAAAAGUAAUAAUUACUGAAAUAACAUCUGAUGGCACUUUCUUCGCCCAGAACAUCGAGUUGGGUAACAAACUAGAGGCAUUAAUGGACAAAAUUCAUCAAGAAUUCAUCACCAAUGCUCCUCUACCAGGCUCCUAUGUGCCAAGAAAGGGACAAAUUUGCGCUGCCCGCUUUACCGCAGAUGAACAGUGGUACAGAGCAAGGGUUGAAAAGAUUACUGACGAUAAAAUGGUUCAAGUAUUUUAUAUCGACUAUGGCAAUAGAGAGGUGUUGAGUCCAACCCGACUGGCUAUCCUACCGUCCGGCACUGAGACAGAGCCGCCUUACGCCACCGAGUACGCGCUGGUGUGCGUCAAGUUCGCUGUGGACCCCGACGACCGGCAAGAGGCCGUGCGGGCCUUCUCCAUGGACACGCUCAACAAGAAGCUACUGCUCAACGUGGAGGUGCGCGGGGUUCCGUCUUGUGUCACCCUGGUUGAUCCCACCACCAACACCGACAUUGGGAAGAACCUGGUGAAGGAGGGCCUGGUGCUGAUGGAGAGCACCCGCGAGCACCGUCUGAUCCCGCUGGCGGCGGAGUACCGUGCGGCGCAGGAGCACGCCAAGAGCUCGCGCCUCAACUUGUGGCAGCACGGAGACAUCACCGACGACGAUGCGGUGGAGUUCGGAGCGCGUCGCUAGCGCCAGCUUCCCUGGUACGAUGCCACCGCCUCGCCAACGCACAAGCUGCACUGCGCCACGUGCACCUCCCCGCACGUCGAGACAAUCAUCUACACCAUCUUGUACGACUUUUUGUAAGGCAGCGAGCAGGCAUACGUACCCGGCAGAUCGGAUCCGGACGACGAUUGAACUAUUGAUAUGUGUGUUUCUAUUACUAUAAUCUUUCGGACUGCCUUCCCAAAAAAAAUUUCUGUCUUUACAAAAUAAAUAUGAUAUCCAUUUUAAAUGUAAAUGUUAGAAUAUCUAUAUAGAUAAAUAUAUAUUAUAUUAGAUGAGAGGAAGGAGCCUCUCUACAAAGUAUUCUCUGUGAACUGUGUGUCGAAUGUGUGUGGGUAAUCUAUUAGUUUUCAAGUGCAUAAUAUAAACUCUUCUCUGGCACGGAACUUAACAAUUUAUUAAUGUAUCUAUAGAGUGCCACAUGAUGGCUAUUUUUCGUGAAUGCAGUGUCUGGCUUCACAAAAUAAUUAUGAUAUCCAUUUUUAAUGUUUCAAAUUAGUAGUUAUCUAUAUAGAUUAUAUAUAUUAUAUUAUAUGAGAAAGCUGUUGACCGCAAUACUACGUAGUGUUCUCUUUGGACGUGCGAUCGUGUAGGUAUUCUUCUUAUUGGUCUCUGACUGCAUAAUAUAAACUUGAGCUCUGGUACGAAACAUCAAUUAUUGUAUUGCCAAAUGAUGGCAUAUUUGUACCUCUAAUACAUUAAUCACUUUAGAUGUGUCUACAUAUUUUUAUAUUUCACUAAGAUAAACUGAAUUAUUAAUAUAAUAAAAUAGUGAAUUAUACAUAGACUUAUAUGAUAGAGACAAUUCGACUUGUCUAUAUUUAAUUUAUGAAAUGACUAAUUAUUAUGGUAUAAAAAUACCGAAUGGAAAUAAAUGAAUAGAUAAAUGUUACAUCAUUAUUUAUUUACAUUUUAUUAUUAACGAUAACAUAUUCUUAAUGAUAUGUCUACAUUUUGAUCACUUGUAUGUCGUGAUAGAUAAACUGGCUUUUGAUGUUUACAUGUUGUUAUAGUUCGAUCUCUGUCUAUAUUCUUAUUAGAUUGAACACUUUGAAUUUCUAUUUUAAAAUGCAAUUAAAAUCUAUGCAUUAUGAAUUUGACUGUGUAAUAUUAGCCAAGUGUGUUUUACCUGAUGUAAUAAUUUUAAAGCGAAGUCGUGAGUGUAUAAUUGAAUUUUUUAACGUUAUUUUUUAUUUUAACAUUUUAUUUACAGUAAAAUUGGUCCGUAUUGUUUAUCGUACUUACGAACGUAUUGUUUUGUAGGCCUACCUUUACUUCCAGAGAUGUUUUUUGAACUUAUUAAAAAGAUAUAUUCGUCUCAAGAGUACCACACGGUGCAUUAAUUAUUGUUAAUGAUAUUGAACUCAGUAUGUAUAAAAAUAAAUAUUUUAGGAAUUAA
This is a messenger RNA of Pararge aegeria (speckled wood butterfly), 4242 nucleotides long. It is a transcript of the gene Tudor-SN, whose product is annotated as staphylococcal nuclease domain-containing protein 1. NCBI's taxonomy places the organism in Eukaryota, Metazoa, Arthropoda, Insecta, Lepidoptera, Nymphalidae. Gene Ontology annotation, cellular component: nucleus; RISC complex; cytosol. Gene Ontology annotation, biological process: regulatory ncRNA-mediated gene silencing; mRNA catabolic process. The record is from RefSeq and is a predicted model, not a curated record. Gene Ontology annotation, molecular function: RNA binding; nuclease activity. The coding region runs from base 123 to 2807 and encodes 894 amino acids. The transcript is spliced from 10 exons.